AUGUUAGAGCUCAGGAACAAAGGCAGGUAGAGUGGCAGCUUACUGUUGCUGUUUUGCUUCCCUAACCCUCCUCAAAAAACCCUAAUCUCUCCAAAUCACACCGGCCCACCUCGACGAGUGUUCGUGAUCUGAGGCCAGGAUCAUCCAGAGAGAGACUAGCCAUGGCCCCAGAAGUCCCUGUCGGCACCUUUGCUGGCAAUGCCAAGGUUGCGACGCUUAACGCCGGCUACUCCAAGCGGGCCUACGUGACAUUCCUUGCCGGCACCGGCGACUACGUUAAAGGGGUUGUUGGAUUGGCAAAGGGGCUGCGCAAGGUGAAGAGCGCGUACCCGCUGGUAGUCGCCAUCCUUCCCGAUGUGCCCGAGGACCACCGCCAGAUCCUACGGUCCCAGGGCUGCAUCGUGCGAGAGAUCCAGCCAAUCUACCCACCUGAAAACCAAAUCCAAUUCGCCAUGGCUUACUAUGUCAUCAACUACUCUAAGCUGCGUAUUUGGGAUUUUGAGGAGUACAGCAAGAUGAUGUAUCUGGAUGCUGAUAUUCAAGUGUUUGAGAACAUCGACCAUCUGUUCGACGCGGCAGACGGGUACUUCUACGCUGUAAUGGACUGCUUCUGUGAGAAGACAUGGAGCCACUCGCGCCAGUACUCGAUCGGCUACUGCCAGCAGUGCCCAGACAAGGUGACAUGGCCCACCGAGAUGGGCGUUCCUCCUCCUCUUUACUUCAAUGCAGGGAUGUUUGUAUUCGAGCCGAGCCGUUUAACUUACGACAGUCUCCUUGAGACUCUAAAGAUCACUCCUCCAACACCCUUUGCCGAGCAGGAUUUCUUGAACAUGUUCUUCCAACACAUGUACAAGCCCAUUCCUCUGAUAUACAACCUGGUGUUGGCCAUGCUCUGGCGCCACCCUGAGAACGUUGAGCUUGACAAAGUAAAGGUGGUCCACUACUGUGCUGCUGGGUCUAAGCCAUGGAGGUAUACAGGACAAGAAGUGAACAUGGACAGGGAGGACAUCAAGAUUCUAGUGUCUAAAUGGUGGAACAUUUACAACGAUGAAUCGCUAGAUUUCAAGGCUGAGGACCCCACACCGGAGGGCGAGACCUUCUCAAGGCCGUUGAUCAAGGCAACCAUGCCGGAACCAGCCAUCUCCUUCAUUCCUGCACCCUCAGCUGCUUAAGGGAGUCCAAAGAGAGUGGUCUGAUUAAGGGUUUAGUUUAAAGUUUGGUGUGAAACCCUAAUUGAGAAAAUAGAGUGUGUGGAUACAACUUCCCAUCUUUCUUGGGACACUCUCAUAGGCUAAAGGAGAGAUAGCCUAAUUAAGUCUAUUGUGAGACUCAUUUCACAAGUACAUACAUAGAUUUUUAUGCGAGAAUGUUUGUUUGUUGUGUUACUCUUUUAACAGGUCUAUAUAAAAUUCAUAAGUGGUGUUUGUUCU
Messenger RNA from Magnolia sinica, 1430 nucleotides. Its product is annotated as galactinol synthase 1. The record is from RefSeq and is a predicted model, not a curated record. The transcript has 4 exons. NCBI's taxonomy places the organism in Eukaryota, Viridiplantae, Streptophyta, Magnoliopsida, Magnoliales, Magnoliaceae. Gene Ontology annotation, molecular function: glycosyltransferase activity. Bases 162 to 1172 code for a protein of 336 amino acids.